UAUCCAAACUGUCUCUGCUUACAUACUCGCAUGCGUCAUGCCCCUCCUACUGUUCUCAAGACAUACAUAAUCUCUCCAAGCAACUGGACAAUUCUGAGAUCACACGGACCCUCUGCCCGAAAAGCAGAAGCAGAUAUCCUCAACACACCGAUAGAAAACAAUGGCAGGAGUGGAGGUUCCAAGGGUAAAGCUUGGAAGCCAAGGACUGGAGGUAUCCAAGUUGGGGUUUGGAUGCAUGGGCUUGACUGGUGCCUAUAACUCUCCACUUUCCGAAGAAGAUGGCAUCACCAUAAUUAAGGAUGCUUAUAGCAAGGGAGUCACCUUCUUUGAUACAGCCGACGAGUAUGGACGAAAUGCUAAUGAAGUUCUGGUGGGAAAGGCCUUGAAGCAGCUCCCGAGAGAAAAUAUUCAGCUUGCCACUAAGUUCGGUUUAAUGAGAGUGGAGGCUUCUAAGGUGGUGGUUAAGGGUAGCCCUGAAUAUGUGCGAUCAUGUUGCGAAGCUAGCUUGAAGCGCCUAGGUGUGGAAUACAUUGAUCUGUAUUAUCAGCAUCGAGUGGACACUUCAAUUCCCAUUGAAGAAACUAUGGGAGAACUUAAGAAACUUGUGGAAGAGGGGAAAAUAAAGUAUAUCGGUCUGUCUGAGGCGAGCCCAAGCACGAUUAGACGAGCUCAUGCAGUUCAUCCCAUUACGGCAGUACAAAUGGAGUGGUCUCUCUGGAGUCGUGAUAUUGAGGAGGAGAUAGUUCCGUUAUGCGGGGAUCUUGGUAUUGGAAUAGUUCCAUACAGUCCGCUUGGCCGUGGCUUCUUUGGUGGCAAAGCUGUCCUUGAAAGCUUGCCUUCUGACAGUAGACUGGCUAUGUACCCUCGAUUCAAAAAGGAGAACCUGGAUAAGAACAGAAACCUUUAUACUCGGAUGGAUAAUCUUGCCAAGAAACACGGGUGCACCCCAGCGCAAUUAGCUCUAGCAUGGGUUCUUGGACAAGGAGACAUGGUUGUACCAAUCCCUGGGACAACUAAGAUUAAGAACUUGGAUGACAAUAUCGGCUCUCUCAAACUAAAGCUUACCGAGGAAGAUCUGAAAGAGAUCUCUGAUGCUGUACCUGUCAAUGAGGUAGCCGGAGAUAGAACCUUCGAGAGCACCACUGAAGUGACUUGGAAGUUUGCUAAUACACCUUUACCAAUUCAGAAAGUCUGAGCCCAAGCUGGCCGGGCAAUUUAAGCUUUGGUCCACUGAGCAACAAUGUAGUAUGGGAGCACUGAUAGAGAAAAAGAGAAGAUGACUCGUGAACUCUGGCAAUGCUUCUGCUCCUAUGGCAGCGAAAUAAAUGUGCCGUGCCUGUUGGAGAGAGCACUUCUCUCCCUUCAUCUCUCCCCUUAAAGCAUAAAAAUAACAUGCGCAUGCCUUGUUUUUGGAUUGUGAUGCCUUUCCGUUUCCAUAUGAUCUUGUCAAUUUUCUGUCCCGUUAGGGAAGAGAUGGUUUCAACCCAGGAAAUUUUAGUCUGCAGCUAGCUCAUCAAUCAUCAAAUAAUCAAGAUUUAUGCAGAAUCUUACCCUGCGCUUGGAUUUCAGUGCUAAGUCUGGAAGUGUCAGGAAUAUAUGAUGUCGAAUUUGUUUCGGUUUCAACUAAGAAAAAAGAUAAGCGAAGAACUAGUGCUUUGUUAUCCCUGGGUAAUCAAACAGAACUCACUAUACAAUGCUUGU
Messenger RNA from Syzygium oleosum, 1701 nucleotides. RefSeq names its product probable aldo-keto reductase 1. Lineage: Eukaryota; Viridiplantae; Streptophyta; Magnoliopsida; Myrtales; Myrtaceae. The transcript is spliced from 7 exons. The record is from RefSeq and is a predicted model, not a curated record. Bases 161 to 1195 code for a protein of 344 amino acids. Gene Ontology annotation, cellular component: cytoplasm.